AUGGACGAAGAACAACAAGAACACAAAGAAAUCACAGACACAGCCUUUAACGACAAAUCAGAUUUAUGCCAACAACUGUUAAACCGUUAUGGCAAGUCCUCCGCCCUGCAGCACCGCCACCUCUGCGCCACCGCCGCCGCCACUCGUUCAAUAAUUCAAUCCGAAUAUUUACCCCUGACUCCGCUGUCUUAUUUCGCCGCCACAAUAUCCGCCAUUGCCGAAACAGCGAAAACCCUGGACAUCAAUGCGGUGUCGGCCUUGUCUUCGUUCUUUGCUAUUGUGGUCCCUUUGGUUCCGGGAAAGGCGAUUGCGAGCGGGAAGGCGAGUGAGGCGGUGAGUGUGCUUGUAGAGAUGUUGGAGAGUAAGACUAUGGGGACGGCGAGUGUGAGGGCUGUGAUUAAGUGUUUGGGGGUUUUGAUAGGGUUUUGUGAAUUGGAGGAUUGGGAUUCGGUUAAAUUGGGGUUCGAGACACUACUUAAGUUCUCUAUUGAUAAGCGUCCAAAGGUCAGGAAAUGUGCUCAAGAUUGUGUUGUGAAGGUUUUCAAGUCUUUUGACUCAUCCACUGUUAUUAAGGAGGCAAGCAAACUGGUAUAUUCCUUACUUAUUAGUCACAUGCCUUUGGCUGUUGAAAUAAGUGCAUCAAGGGCUUUACAUGGAUCUAGAGAUGAGUCAUUGUCAAAACCUGAGCAACUAGAGGUCCUCCAUAUGCUGAAUGUGCUGAAGCUUAUUGUUCCAUUUCUCUCUGUCAAAGUUAGUUUAAAAGUAAUUAAGGACUUACAAAAGCUCAUGAGUUGCCAGUUCUCAGCUUUGACAAGGCACAAUUUUGAUAUCAUUGAAGCAAUGCACGCAUAUUCAAGACCUGAAGUUAUAAUUCGACAGGCCGAUACCAUCAUAAACUCCCUUGCUUCGUACAUAUCCCUGGGAAUGAACCCUGUGGAUACUGUUUUGUCAGCAGCUAAUUUGUUAAAAGUUACUUUCGAGAAACUAUAUGCUAGUGAGCCUAGCAAUUGCACCAGACAUUUCCCUUUGGUGUUUCGCUCUAUUACAGGUCUUCUACUUUCUGAGGCUAGUACUGCUUCACAGGCUUCACAAAUUUUGCAAGAAUUGAUCAACUGCCAUAUUGAUAGAAAUCUUUUAAUCAUUGAAAACCAGCCAGUUGAUAAUGUAGCUGUGUGUAACACAGAAACAACUGCAAUAAUAUCUACGUGCACUAUCUUUGAUAAUGUGCUGAGCUCCUGUGGUGGGAUCCCUAAUGAACAUAUUUUGGCAGUCUUAUCAGUUUUGUUCCUAAAACUUGGUGAUAUCUCAUCCUUCUAUAUGAAGGGUAUACUUCUUAAACUCUCCGAAUUGUUGACCAUUGCUGUUAGGAAUACAUCUGACACAAAACAUCUCCAGAAGUGUAUUGGAUCUGCAAUUAUUGCGAUGGGACCGGAGAAACUCCUUACCCUGUUACCUAUUACUUUUAAUGAUGAAGAUCUCUCCUGUUCAAACAUUUGGUUGAUUCUUAUUCUAAAGAAUUAUGUUAUUGGAUCAUCUUUAGGGUUCUUUAUGGACCAUAUUGUGCCUCUCGCAGAAUCCUUACAGCAAGCCUCUCAUAAAGACAAAAAGCAAGUGAUUGGACAGGAUCUGCGGGAUCAUGCCCAUUGCUGUUGGGAAUUGUUACCUGCCUUUUGCCGCUAUCCCACUGACAUAUACCAAAAUUUUGGCCGCUUGGCCAAACUCUUACUUCCUUUUCUCAAGAAGGACUCCUUUAUGCUCCAAAAUGUUGCCAUUGCUUUGCAGGAACUUGUGAAUCAAAACAGAAGAGUCCUUUUAUCUAAUACGGCUGCCAGUGAUUUUGCAAACCUUCCAACAUCUGAAGUAAAUAUAGCGUUCGAAAGUAAACCAUCUUAUUCAAAGAAAACUGCAAGCAGGAAUGUCAGGGCUUUGGUCUCAUGUUCUGAGGAGCUGCUUUUGGCUUUGACCGAUGUUUUAUUCGAUUCACCUCCUGAGAAGCGCUCUUUUUUAAAGAAUGCAAUUGGAAGCUUAGCAUCCAUUACUGAUUCUUCGGUAGUUAGAAAGAUUUUCAUUUCAUGUCUUGAGAGAUUUCAGCUCGUCGACGAUUUAGGUGAAUGUGGAAAGCUGGUGAGUCAUACCAAUGCUUCUGUAGAUGAAGAACAAAGCAGUUCAAUUUCUAUGGGGAAAGAUAUGAAGAGGUGUAUGAUACUGGAAUUAGCAUCUUCUAUUGUUGAAGGAGCUAGUGAGGAUCUCAGCAAUCUAAUCUUUAACUUCAUUAGACACGCUUUGCAGGAGGCUAAUGAGAUUGUUCAGCGCGAGUCAUAUCACACUCUCAGCAGAAUUAUAGAGGAACAUUCUUCAUUUUGUUCUUCUCGAUUUGUUGAGCUGAUGGAUUUACUACUCAAUCUGAAAUCCCCUGUUGAUAUCUUAUCACUGAGAAGUCGUUUCACUUGCUUCCAGACCUUGUUGGUUCACACAAUAAAGAGAAGUUCGGAUGAUGAAAUUGCAAAAGCUUUUCUUAUUCUCAAUGAGGUUAUACUUGCAUUAAAAGAUUCCAAGGAAGAAGGCAGGAAAGCUGCUUAUGAUACCCUUCUCAAGAUAAGUUCCAUCUUGCAAAACUCAUCGUGCACGACUGAUGAUGGACCUUAUCACAAACUAAUCAGCAUGGGACCAGGGAUGAGUGGAGAAAAUGGAUGGAUGAGAACUUCAGGUGAUCCUGUGACGGUACCAGGACUCCACUAUAUUAAGGUUGUUGUAGCGUAUUUGGAUGAGGACCCUUAUUCAUGGGGAAAUGGCUUUAGAGAUAUGCAAAAGACUGAAAGAGGAUGGCAGCUUGUGGGAACGAUGAAACAGGGAGAUUGGAGGCCUAGGGAGGUUAGAACCUUGAUGGCUCUUUGGAAGACAGUGGUAAGGGGAUGGAAGGAUAUUGCAAAAUAUGUGGUGAUGAUUGUUGGCAAUGGUAGAUGGACAAGGUUUUGGUAUGCCACACGGCAUGGAUAUCGGUAUUCGGGUGGCAGAUAUCCUGACAGAUAUGAUGAAGUACCCAGGCAGGUCUUCCAUGGAGGAGGCUUUGGGGCAUGA
Molecule: messenger RNA, 3078 nt
Organism: Ilex paraguariensis (yerba mate)
Lineage: Eukaryota; Viridiplantae; Streptophyta; Magnoliopsida; Aquifoliales; Aquifoliaceae
Source: the annotation of a GenBank genome assembly